GUGUUAGCCCAAAAACACUCCAAAUAUAAUAAAAACAGAAAAAUAUAUUCUCUUGAAUAUGCACUUUAAUUUCUAGCGCACUUUUUUUUUUUCUCUUUUUAUUAUGUUGUACAUACGGGUGAUGCCUGCAGUUUUUAAAACGGUUUUCAAGCAGUUUAACAAAAUUGGAGGAUUUCCCAAGGCCCACCCCCUUUGCAACUGAUGUCAUCAUUAGACAUUUUGCUUCCUUGUUAUCCACACAAAUGAUUAGAUGAUGCAGGCUUUGUGUGCUCACUGUGCAAUGAUAGCAUAUAUCUGCUUGGCUGUAGAAGGAUCUAUUUUAACCACUGCAGCCAUUUCUGAACCCAUAGUUGCCUUUGCUACUGCUGUACGCUGUAAUGGUUCUGGGGCUUGGUGUCAAUUUAAUUUGAGAGAUGGAAACAAAUUGAGAUAAUUCUAAAAACACGGUCUGCCAGCUGACCUUGUAUUUAUUCAUUUAAUCUCCGCAUUGAACUCUUUUAACUUGUUUUGGCACAUCUCUGCAUUUUUAUUCAUUAAACAGGAAAUUCUGUGACUUGACAGGAUAACUGCCAAUUUUGACUUUACUAUUUAUAUUUUGGAAUCCCUCUGUCCGUUCCAUCUCUGGAUUGAUAUAGUGCAAUGGAUAUUGUUUUUUUUUUUUUUUUUUUUCAUUUUUUGAUAUCAUAUAAAUAUUUAUUUUUUUUUCUCUUUAAAACAACAAAAAUCUAUAAAAUCUCAGAAUGAUGUCUCUCUCAAGUCAGAUGUAUGCCUUGAAAAGCUCCUGUACUCAUUUAUAAAGUAAUUGAUUUACCAGUAGGGAUAUUAACCCUUUGUCUCCUGUUUUCUUGAGCAGUCCAAGAGCUGCUGUCAGAGGAGCAUGGAUGCAGCUUGCCAGCAACACCGCAGUCUAUCUCUGAUCUGAAAUCCCUGGCUACAGCCUUGCUGGAGACCAUCCACGAAAAAAACAUGGUGAUCCAGCACCAGCGACAGACUAACAAGUAGGUUUACUUCCCUGUAUUAUCCGGUUUACUGCACUCUCCUCACUGUUCCCUUGCUCCUGCCAGUACAUCUUAUUUUUACAAUUUUAUUUUUCUGCCCAAACUAGUGGAAGCAAUCCUAUUCACCUCCUCCAGGUACAUGGGGCGAGGCAGAUCCUUUGUAAGCAUGACCGUUCUGACCUAUGUGUUCUUGCAAGGGUUUUGUUAAAGGAUCAGAAAAGGGUGUCUGUAACUAGUGGUAUUCUAUAAAACACCUGCUAAACUUGUCACAUUGUACUUGUGCCAACAGAUAUUUACUAGACUGAUUAGAGUCAUUUGAGGAAACUGGACAUUAUUCAUGCAUGUUGGAGUUUAAGAUAAAAUAAGGUAGAAUAUCUUCUCUUGUUUGAUAUUCAUGGGGAAAGUAAAAUAUAUUAUCUAGCUCAAGAUUAACAGCAAUAGCUGUCUAUUUUUUUUUUUUUUUUUACAUUAUUAUUGCCAUUUAUAUAGCGCCAACAGAUUUCAUAGCGCUUUACAAUAUUAUGAGAGGGGGGAUUUAACUAUAAGUAGGACAAUUACAAGACAACUUACAGGAACGACAGGUUGAAGAGGGCCCUGCUCAAACGAGCUUACAGUCUAUAAGAGGUGGGGUAUAAAACACAUUAGGACAAGAAAUAGCAAUUAAAUAAUGUGGGUGUGAAGCAGAGCUGGAGGACAGAGUAAAGUGAUGCCCUUUAGGAGAGAGCAAGGGACAGGUAUGUGAGGUAGAGGUUACUCUGGGAGGCCAUAAGCUUUCCUAAAGAGAUGGGUUUUAAGGCACUUCUUAAAUAAUUGGAGACUAGGGGAGCAUUGGGUGGCGGUAGGCAGGCUAUUCCACAGGAAGGGAGCUGCAAGCCUGAGUUGGCCAUACGGGUGCGAGCAGCGGACAGGAGAAGGUCACGGGUAGAAUUGUUCAGUGAUAUAUAUAUAUAUAUAUAUAUAUAUAUAUAUAUAUAUAUAUAUAUAUAUAAAACAAGAGGGGGUUGGCUGCACUCACCUUAUCAUGCAUAAAUGGGGGUGCUGCUGGGGGCCAAAUAAUACAAUACACAAGAUCCAGCGCACUCACCUAUCCACUAAACAGCAACUUCAAUGUUGAAACAGCAACUUUCAACAUUGAAGUUGCUGUUUAGUGGAUAGGUGAGUGCGCUGGAUCUUGUGUAUUUUAUUUAUAUAUAUAUAUAUAUAUAUAUAUAUAUAUAUAUUAUAGUAUGGUAGUGUUAAUUAUUUUAAAGGCUGGGAAAGAAUCUUGGAAAUUGUAGAAGUAGAAACUCCAUGCAUCUACCUAUUGGUAUACAAUGUAUGAAAAUAAUAUUUAAAGUGACACUCCGAAAAUUGUCUUGCAAGGAGCUCCCAUUUAUGUUUCCCUUUAUUGUGGUGGUUAAAAUGGAAAAUAUAAUCCCAGCUCAGUGAUGUGGUAAGGGUAUAUGUAACACAUCCCACCAUAUGUACUUGUCUAAAAAGUGCAAAAUAAGCUCAGACUACCUCUGCCUGGCUCUGUCUGAAAUUUCUAUGAGAACGCCUGUACUGUGCCUGCUUUCAUGAGAAGAAAGAGUUGUUCAGGAAGUCAAGGCAUUUAUACCUUCUGAUCUACAUAUCCCAGAAACCUUUGCUGGGUUUUGAUUUAAGAGAUCUGAUAAGCUCCUAUUGUGGAACACUAUGGAUCAGUGUUUUAUGCUUUUUAUUGGUCUGAAGAGAGCAAAUUUAUUUAAACUUUUUGUAUAUAUUUAUGGAUUUUCUAUAUAAAGCAUUUGGCCGGUUCCUACAUUCAGUGUCUCUUCCAUCUCUAGUAGGUCUCCAUUGUGUUUAUUGGAACUGUAACAUGCUACUUUGUGUUAUUGUGGAUUGCUUGACUUGUCAAGUCUUAUAAUAUUUAACUCUUCCAGAUACUGUGCUUGGAAAAAAUAUUUCUGUAAUUUCUUGUACUUUUUCCAAAGACCCGUUGCACCACUGUAAUGAGCUUUAGUGGUUUUUUUUGUUGAUUAUCUAUUUAUUAUAGCCGUUCACAGUGAAAUGAACAGUAGUUGAAGUAUUUAAAUGGAAUAGUGAGACACUCUCUAGAUGACUAGGAAAACGUGUAAAACAUUUCAAGCUAAUUCAUUCUUUCUAAUAGACAGAGGUGGUGACUGAUGUGUUUUAUCAGCCAAUUGUGAUGAAUUUAAAUUCAAAACACCAAAUCACAAUAAAUUGAAAUGCAAAUUGCAAAAAUGGAAGUUAAUAUAACCUAGUUGUAGCUAUAGCUGGUUUGUAAAAGUUCUUAUCUUGGCACUUUCAUUCCUAAAUUUUGCAGUUGGGUUUUCAAUUCUAUGCCAUUCAGUACUUUGAUGAUUGCAAAAUCUGUGAGGAUAUUUAGCCCAUGUUCUGCAUAGUGUCUGGAGUCGCUGAGACUAUUAAGGCUGCAAUUUUAGUUUGGAGUAUUGCAGUAUAUCUGCUUAUUUGAGAUGAAGUUGCAUUGUGGAGAGCUACUUAUUAGCAGUUGGUGAUCUAUAGGAUGCCCUAUUGUAUUUUGGUACUAUACGAAUUUAGGAUUGUGUGAGAAUAACUCAAUCUAUGUUCAGAAUUCUAGGUAACAGAGUGGCAGAACUGGAGAAGAAACUAAGAACGCUAGAGGUUUCUGGAUUGUGGAGUCUCCCAGGUAUGUUUUAUUUUAUUCCGAAAGUAUUUUGUAAUUGGAGAAAGUUGUACUUUGAAAAUAAGGUGCUGUAAUUGCUGCUCAUAUGUAUGCUAGCAGUGGCAAAAUCCAAGAUAUGAUAUUGAUCUGUAGCAUUAAACGUUUCACACUGCGGUAACACGGUAAUUAGUGUGGGGUUCUAUGCAUAUAAAAUAGGCAGGGCAACAGGUUGAAUAGAAACAAAUCUGGAAUGACACAUACCCUGCUGUAUUGGCCGUUUAAAUUCCCAGAGAUUCUGAAAUCACUUUGCUGCAUAAAAUCACCAGCUUUCACACCUAUUUAAUUACAUUUUCCAUGUCGUGGCAGAAGUCUGCAGAAAGCAGAAUGGACCACGAAUUCCUUUGAAAGUCUCAUAGCUGUGAAUACAGACCUGGGAAAUGGUCUAAGAUUUGGGAAUUUGCUUCUUCAAAUUAAUUUAUUUUAAUUUUUUUCAGUAGAAUGAGGACAUGGCGAAAUCAACUGAAAAAUUAAUUCUGAGUAAAAUUAAUGAGGAGUAGUCCAGAAUAUGUGAAUGUUAUGAGUCUAUAAAACAGACUCCUAUAAUGUAUUAGAACAUCAAAUGAAAGUGGAUCAAUAGAGUCCUAUGUCGACAUUGGCUGCCUCUCAGUGGAAUGUGUUAUAUUGGGUUACUUUGCAAAUUCCAUAAAGAAACAAUCCAAAAGUUAUGGUGGGCAAAAAGGAGUUCUGAGAAACUCUCCUCUAGAGGUACAGUACAGUAAACCGAGCAAUGUUUGCACAUUACUAUGCACUCCAGUAAUGGUUUAACAGAGAUUUCCACAGGGAUAUUCAAAUGAUGCCAUAAGUGAUUGCUCUUGCCAUCUGUUUACAUCUUCUACUCAAUGAUGUUAUUUUAUUGUACCCAUUGUACAGCGCUAUGGAAUUUUCUGGCGCCAUAUAAGCAGUAAAAUUAAUAUUAAUUGUAGCCAAAGUUAUAGGGCCUACAGCUCCUCUUAUGUUAACCAUUUCAUCCUUAAUUGACUCCUCAGCAUGAUGAUGGUUUCAGGAAAAUAGUCUGAUGAAACUGCAUCCUGGGCAGGUCUGUGAGAAAUCUGUUGUGUCCGCUUUACUGGAAUGUAUAUUGUGCUCAAACAGUGCUCUACAGACUUACUGGCACUUGCUGGCCUUUAUUAUAAUAACUUUCAAGUUUGUGAGGGGCUUUUUGUGUUUGUUUGGUUUUUUUUUUAUCCCUUCAUGGCAAAUGACGUGCAUUGACCAUGUUGGUAUAGUCGGAUUUGCAAAAACCUUAGUCAUGCAGGGGAUAUUUAACAGGUACACUUUAAAAGUGUUUCGUUUCACUCCAUUCUCUCUUUGUUCUGUGUAAAAAUGUGUUAGAAGUUCACCCAUGAUGAGAAUGCAAAUUUCACACAGAGACGUAUAUAUGCAAUGUGCUUUUCACCGAUAAAUCAAAAAUGCAACAAAAGAAAAUAAACAGUUUAACAGUUAUGGAUGUUUAGAGCAGUUUCAUAUCUCUGAUGUUUUUUUUUUCUUCAUAAGCAGUUUUGUUAUACAUAGUGCACAGCAGUUGAAUACAUUUUCUUGUGAGAAACAAAUUCCUGUGAAUAAUUACUUUCUUUUUCCUUUCUCUGCUUCCUGAAGGCCUCAGCUACAAUGUCUCAGUGGGAUUUGGGAGUAGGUUACAUUUAAAAUGUUUUGUUAGACUGUUGUAUAAUAUUGCACAUUAUCUAUACUACAUCUCUCCAUUGCAUUACAUAUAUUUAUAAGUAGGUAAAUAUUGUUACCCUCAGAUCAACAUUUGUAUACACAAAAUACACUAUACGCAAACGCAUUGGGCUGUCAAUGUUCCAGCAUGCUUACUAAUUCUGUAUGUUAAUCUAGAAAAGUGUGAUGUCAAGAAGACCAUUCCAGUCCCUCUAUCCCUUGAGUCCCACUAAUUAAAAAUGAAAAUACAUACAUUCUUAGAGGUGGCCUGUUGGUUCCAUACACAGCGUCUCCAAGAUCAUCUCAGUUAUGCACAGGUGGAUUGGGAUCACCAAGAUCCUUGACUGAAGUGAGAAGAUCUUUAAAAAAAAAAAAAAAAAGUUGUUCAUAGUCCUUAAGACUAACUUUGAUCAUCCAUUUAUUUAACAAGAGUUACAUUUUGUAUAGACCGUUAUUUAUGUUCAAAUUAGGAUCGUUGUAUGCCAUUUAGUCUUAUUUAAAAGCCUUGUCUUCUUUUGAUAAGAAUAAAGAUCAAGAAAACAGAUGUCACAGUGCUGUGAUGAACAGUGGGCUUUCAUGGAAUGUUAGUUAUUAGUUGCCUUCCUCGGGGAUGUAGGUGUGGAAUAUGUUUUCAGAUUUUAGUAAACUAGGGAAAUGGUUUGCAUAUAUUUGAUCUAAAUUUGAAUUUCAAGAAAUGCAUUAUCAUGUAAUUUGUGCACAGAAAACCAAAGUGGGAAUAUAUUUUGAAGAACUGUGAACAGCUUUCCCUCCCUGCACCCUGAUUCCUCUCCUGAAACUGUCAUUAAAACAAAACACUAAGCCCUCAAUGAACACUAUCCUACAAAACCUACUUUUCUACCCUACCCUUUUGUGUUACUAUACCCCACUCCCUCUAGCAUGUAAGCUCAUUGAGCAGGGCCCACAAUUCCCUCUGUUCCUGUCCGUCCAACUUGUCUGGUUACAAAUAUGUGUCUGUUAGUCCGCUGUACAGUGCUAUGGAACUUGUUGUCGCAUUAUAAAUAAAAAUAAAAAAAAAAAUCUUAAAGGAAAAUUAUAAUGUUAAGAAUACAAAUCUGCAUUCCUAAUGUUAGUGUUCCUGUCCCUAGUAGUAUAAGAUCGUGUGUGUGUCCCUUCAGCAAAGAAUGGGUUAAAAGGUUUUUGCUCCCCUUGUUUCAGCACUGAGGCUCCACCCCCCCCCAUGUGCUUACCUCUUCUCCCCAGUAGUGUCUCAGAGGAGACAGGGCCUAUGCAAUGGGCCAAUCCAAGGCACAUCAUAUAUGAGCACUGGCGACCUAAUGUGCAUGCGCGGUGAAUGCUCUCCUAUGGGGCUUCCAACUCCCAUGACCAAGUUUAACAGUGCAGUGGUAGCUCCUCUAGUGGCUGUCAGUAUGUGGAUUCAACCCUGCAAUAUUUUACAUUGCAGGAUUAAAGGGUUACUCCAUCCAUAAAGACCAUUUCAGUGAUUUGAAGUGGUCAUGGUGGUAGCAGUAUGUAUGUGUGGUAUUUCAGUUGGAAACUACACAUACAGAGAUAUUGUUAAUUGUGUGCUGGGGUUAGUUGCAGCCACAGCAAACGUGCCAUUGGCAGUCCAGAACUCUGUUCCAGGCUGCCAAUGUUAAUUCUGUGCAUAAAAAAAUACAUCUGGCGUUGGUACGCACAGCAUGCUGCUGACACACUUGAAUAUCUCCCCUUGCAGGCAGUGCGCAGUGCAAGUGCCUCCUCCCACCUCCCUCUAUUGAGGAAACAUUUUUAAAAAAAAGUAAAAAAAACUCAUCCAUCCCACCUCGUUCCUGCUACUCCCCAAUCCAUUCCUCACCUUGCCGGCCCAGAGCAAGUGCAUGGUUUCUGAGCUGUCAAAAUGGUCCCAUCACAAAUUGGGCCAUACAAAGGCCCCUGUGACAUUGGAAGAGGUGUUGAACAUCCGUGCUGGGAGCAAUGCUAGAAAAACAUUUUUUGCUGGUUAUACUGCAAUCGAGGAAGGGGAACUUUCUCAAUGUUGCUCAACGGGGCAUUUUACACAGUAGAGGUCCCCAUCCCCCCAAAAAAGUAUUGGAGUAAUUAUUUUUAAAAGGACAGGGACAUUGCACCCCGACCACUGACCACAAGAGAAAGGACAUAGCCUGGGUGAAUGGUUUGAUUAACUUGCAUCAAAGCCUGUUUUUAUAUCUGCGAUCAAAAUCUGUUUUUAUAUCACUGAAUAAAAAAAAAAUAGCAAACUUUUCCAGGUUAGGACAGUGGAAAAUAUAUUUUACUUUUACAAUUGUGCAAUUUUUAUCAUUUUAAAUCUGUCCAGUAAUUUUUUAUUAAAAAAAUGUAUAAAAGACAUAUUUAUUUUUCGUCUUAAUGUUUGAUGUGAUAGCAGAAUUCUCUUAUCACGCAUGUGCCUAUUUUUUUCAUGAAUCGUCAAUGAGUAAUAUUGACGCUCCCCAUACUUUUCCCCCCAAUUUGGACUGAUUUUUUUCUUUCCUAUGCGGUUUCUAUCGUGACCAAGUCCUAUGUUUGCGUUGCAUCUUAUUAACGAGAUGUUUCCAAUGCCUGGCAGGAGUUAUUUUCUUUGAUCUGUUUUAAAGGGCUCGCAUCCUUGGAUAUUUAAUAAUCACAGAUUAUCUACACAAAGCUAUAAUUUAGAAUAAUUAAAGACUGUGAUAAAUUAAAGGGGAGCCUCUCUCUGAUAAAAAGAAGAGAAAAAAAGUUUCACAAAGGCUCACUGUGUGCCCUUUUAUUGAUUCUUUACUCUUUUUUAUUUUUUUUUCGAUUUUUAUUAGAAUUUAAACAUUUUAGUUGUUUACUUUUAUUCCUUUACAAUCAUUUUAUUUAUUGUAACAGAAGAAUAAUAAGAAUUGUGUUUAUAUAUUGAUCUUUUUAUUUGUGUCCAAUUACACACCAUAAAUCUAAAUUCUGUAUUUACCUCUGCCAAGCUCUGCACUUGCUUCCAUAUAGCUUUUGUAGCACAGUAUUCAUAAUUAUUAAAGGGAAACUCCACACACCUAAAUCACUUUAGUUUGCUGAAGUGCUUUAUGUGUGAAGUGUCCUAUUUUUUUUUAAUUUAGCAAAAAGUGGAUAUUUCUGUAACGGAGUAAACUUGCAGAAGCCAGAGACAGAGAGAUGGAUGCAGGUUUUCAGGAAGUAAGAGGUCUUUAUUAACAUACCGAUCGGGUCUCAGAUGAACUAAGGUUCCAAAACAGGUCUGAGGGCCGAACACAUGGAGUACAUGCUUUUUAUAGAACUAUAACUCCUCCCAUUAAUAGCUCCACCUGCACAUACCCUUAACCAAUCAGUGGAAAGCAUUUGGAUUUCCUCAUAUGGGGAGACCACAUAGCUUAUCCGAAACAAAGGAGAAAGGAGUGUGAUUUCAGUUCCUGCAUUCCUGCACAUGCUCAGUACAUUGAUGACAGUAUCUUAGCUACGUGUAACUAACUAACUGAUACAACAUACACAUAUGCCACGUGGAAAUCUCGGCCUACUAAAUUUACAUUUCACUGAAAUUCCAUCACAUUUCAAUAGAAAUUUGGGACCUUUUAUAAAUUAAUAUUGUUACACUCCCCUAGCUGUCAAUCAGAUCCGGUUACUUCCUGGUUGAUUAGCUCAGUGGAACUAAACUCCAGGGGCAGAACACCUGCUUUGCAAAGACUUCUCAUUGAGCGGCAUUAGGACGUCUGUGAUUGGACAGCUGCAGAAAGUCUGGGUGGGGGGGGGAGGACUUGCACAUGCUGCAGACACAAGCGAUGCAAUUUUUGUAAACUGUUCUUAGAUAUGCCUGCAGUGGGAAAAAUGCAAAAUUAAAGGGUUACUAUAACCCUUUGUCACAUGAAGAAGUUUUUGUAUCUAAUACUGACCUGUUGGGCACUAUAGCAAAUGUACCUUGAAUAGCAAGAUCCAGUAACAAUUUUCUCAUAGAGAAGCCAGUAAUUGGACUGUUUCACUGGCUCAGAGUGCGUGCACGCAAUUUGAGCCAGUGAGGGUACGAGGAGGAUGGGUGGAUUUCUUUUUCUCUUUCGGCAACAGCGGGAGGGAGCACACUCUUCCCUUGCAGGUACUCUGCCUGCAAGAGAGAAGAUAACGUCUGUCGCCAGUGCCCUGUGUGCACUUAUGACAGACUCAAAAUAUACACAGAAUUUACAUUAGGCAGUUCUAGGCUGCUAGUAUAACGUGUGCCGGGGGUGUACCUAGCCCCUUGCACGAAAGUGCAGAUUACUUAAAUUUCAGGUUGAAACAUUGCAAUUACAUAGUUCUACCACCAUGACCACUUCAAAUCAUUGAAGUAACCAUUUAAAUGGAAACAUGUUCUCAUUGUGGGUAUGUAUACUAAAUAGUGUCUUUUUUUUGUUGUUUUUUUUAUAUGCAUAUAACAUUUAUAGCCCAUCGUUGCUAGUCAGGUCUUAAGUUACUCACCACUACGAGCCUGGAGGGUCCACAAUAUACUCACCAGGGGUGACUUUCUGCUUGCCAAGGCUAAAUUAGUUUGUCUUUAUCCUGAUCUCACAUCCCUUCUUACCAUUUACUCUAAAGCUGCUAGGACAUAUCAAACUCCAAUCAGGGAAAGACAAGUUUCCACCCAGCAAUCUAAAACACUGUGAUUUGGAGCACAUGUGCAUUAGACUCCCUAUGCUUUCCUUUGGAUAAACAUUGGAUUGGCUUAGAUUAUCAGGAUUGAUGAUCUCAGCUAAGGAAGAGGGACCGGCAGCAUAGAGACAUCAUGAAAAACCUUCACAAAAGCAUAUCAAUUAAAUUGUUAAUGGCUCCAAAAAAAACCCACACAAAGUCUUCAUUGAAUACCAUUCUACCAAUCAACAUCCCUUGUCUUUUGUCUCACUUUCCCCCAAAAAGUGUUGGAGUAAUUAUGUAAGCAUGUAAGCUCAUUGAGCAGGGCCCUCAACCCCUCUGUUCCUGUGUGUCCAGCUUAUCUACUUACAAUUACAUGUUUGUUAGUCCACCCAUUGUAAACCGCUAUGGACUUUGUUGGCGCUAUAUAAUAAUAAUAAUAAUAAUAGAGACUGGCGUGGUGAAGGCUACAGAGAGUGUUAAUCUAUUUAUUUAUUUUUUAUUGCAAAAGGGGACAAUGGGGGUGCAGAGACAGCUAAAUAAUGUAGUAUAAUGUAUAGCUAUAGUAUUCCUUUAAUGAGGGAGAUACUUGAAAUCUGAUAAUUUUGGGAAAGUGACAGGUUCAGAUUAAAUAUGAUCUGUAAAGUUUCUUUUUCUUAUGAUUAGCUGCUAAGGGAGGUUUGAUGAACCUGAUAUUAAUGUUGUCUCGAGUUUUUCUUUGACUUAACCUGUGAAGAGUCCUUGUUGAGAUCACAGCUCAUAUGUUUAUAAUAGAUAGUUUAAACAAACUGAGACAUGUAUUCACAACAUCCUUUCUAGAGGCAGUAUCCGAGUGAAAUUUGUUUAAUGUAGCCAAGUAAGAAAUGUACAAGUCAUAACUCUAACUUUAUAUCUCAGAUGUGACUAAUCCUCUUUAACUUUUGAAGUAGGAACGGUUUAACGCCGAUGCAAUUUCCCUGAGGUUCCGUUUAAUGUCCAGUUAUCAUUGCUUUGUCCUUACUGCACUUCCAUUUUGUAUUCUCUUUAGAUUAGACUGUUGUCUGAUUGUUUGCGCUGUCACUAUUCAUUUCCCGUGUCCUUACAGUACAUUUACUUUAUCGUAAUGUGUUUAAUUAGAUGUGAGUUUUCUGUAGUUUCCUUGCAAUUAUUUACAAUGCAGUCUCCAGCUGGCUUAGCAGCAUGAUCACCAAUACUGCGUGAAGUCUUUCAGGAUAAAUGGAGGCCCACCAAAAAGUCUAUCCAUAUCCUCGAGAUGAACAAAUUGAGCCAUAUGGCAGUGAAUCAUAAUCAUAUUUUGUUGGACUGUCUAUCUCUAUUAAAAACAGAAGAGUGCUUAAAGCUAAGUGACUGGAUGAAUUGAAUGAGCACGCUGUUAUACAAAUAUGUUGUCAGACCCCAAAAUUAGAUUUUAGCUUGUAUUUAGGAGUACUGUUUUUACCACCUAGCAUUAUUGUUUUACUUUCUUCUUGUCCAUUUUUUUGACUGUGCAUUAUAUUACUCAUGAAAUUAGGUAGUUUUACGUUGAACAUGCCUUAAAACAGAGCUGUCACUUUUGUGGAUCUUUUAACAUUUUGCAAAGAACCCCAAAGGUCACAGCUCCAAUUAGGGUCCAGUGGCUGCUGCCACCUUGUUCCAGAGAACCGUGUUCAGAGGAGCCAGAUCAGUGUUGUACUCUCGCACACUUGUGACGGCUGCUCGAAUUGGACAAAAGUUGACCGCGGAGCUCCUCCGUUUGUCAACUUUUGCAAACCUCAUGCUUAACCUUACCUACUUUGUCUAAUGGCAGGGGUAGGCAGCCUUCUGGCACUCCAGAUGCUGUGGACUAUAACUUCCAUAAUGCUGUUCCAUCUUGAGUGCCGAAGGUUGCUUACGUUUGUCUUAUGGUAUUUUUGAAAUUCCAUGGAAGUAAUAUUUCUAUAUAUUUCUAUAUGAAAUAUUACUACCAUGGAAUUUCAAAAAAUAUAAAACAUACAGGGAUCCCAAUACUUUGUGUGCUUGUGUGUGUGUGUGUGUGUGUGUGUGUGUGUAUAUAUAUAUAUAUAUAUAUGUAUAUAUAUAUGUGUGUGUGUAUAUAUAUAUAUAUGUAUAUGUUAUCUGUGUAUGUAUGUGAGUGACUAGUUAUAUAUGUGUGUCUUGGUGUGUGAGUGAUAGAGAGAGAGAGGGGGGCUCUGUGUUUUGCCUUGUAUUUAUAUAUUCCAAGUGAAAAUUCCACCCUGGUGAAUAUGUCAUGGACUCUCCAUGCUUGCAGUGGCAAGUCACUUUUAAGGCCUGGCUAGUGGUGUAGGAUUUCAAAUGCUAAGCCUUCUAAGAAUAAGCGAUGAUUUCAAGACUACAAUAUGCAUCUUACUUUGUUCGGUAUUCUAUUUUCUGCUAAUAAUCCAUAGAAGAUAAUUGGAAACCCAGCUCUAGAACAGUUAUUAUCGUUUAAGAAACUAAUUAUUCCAGCGUUGGUACUAAAUGGGCUGCAUUUACAGUUGAAGUGCACCCCCCCCCCUCCCAAGAUGUCCAUCUGUUUAUAACUUUAAAAGUCUAUUAUCAGGAAUGUUUUCUUUCUACUCCCAUCGAGUAUGGUUCAAGAAAUGUAUUGCUGAUUUUCUUGUGAUUCUGUAAUAGUAGUGUUCAACCCAUACAUUCCUGCUGUGGAUGCUGUGUACAAGUUGAUACUCCCACUCUUGCAACCCUUUUGAUGUUUACCAUGAUUUUGAGGAUUAUGGGAAAUGUAGUUUAAUAUUACACGGAGAGCCAUGGUUGGACUCCCUUAGCUAGAAUAAUUUACACACAGCACAUUCUUUGAUAAUUAUCUUUUGGUAACUGCAUACUACUUUAUAUUCAUUUUUAUUCUGUUGGUGCUUAUUUGAACAGUAAUUAAACCUUACUAAGUUUUUUUGCAAAUAAGAUUUAUCAAAAACAAAUGAUGCUACACUGUGCGAGUCAGGGAAAGCGGGACAAUUCAAUACAUAACAGAAGACCGACCACUUUUCGAAUAAGGAAAACAGACUGCUCUGAUGGUUUCCUGUUGUGAAAUCUCAAGUACACAAUGUGCUACAUUAAUAUUAGACACCCUCUCCAUCCAUCAUUAAAUGUUCUCUUUUUUUUAAAUAAUUUUCUUUAUAUGAGUGCUGCUAAUUAGAGAGAUGAGAUGGUAGCUCAAUAACGAACAGAAAAUUGUUUCUAUUACUAAUAAAAAUGCAAUAAAGUUAAUUUCUAUAAUUUAAGUGCUAUGUGAUGUAUGAAUACAUCAUUGCUAUGACAUAGCAAAAUAGAUAUCUGAUCAGGAAUGCACACACUUAGACAUAGAUCUGUGCAUAGAUAAAUAGACACACAUAAAUACAUAGAUAAAUUGCACAUACGUUUAUUUACACUAUUGAUUAUAUAUGGUGAUAAAGAGAACAAAAUGUGUGAAUUUUCUCAAAAUACUGGUGCCCACUUUGAUAAUUCUAAUAGACACACAGUGUUGUUAUAUAACGGGUUAUAUUUAGGUUCUAACGUAUUCUAAAUGCAAAAAAAGGCACAUCAUGCCACAAAUAGGAUCUAGAAAAAUUUAUAUUUCUUCCACACUCCUAUGAUGCAAACUAGUAAACCGUAUUUAUGAAUGCAACCUUCAUUUCUGUGGGUCCUUAGUUGUGGAUCAUUGGUUUCUGUAUUUAUUUUAGGCUAAACAGUCAGGAUUUUACCUUAUUUUAUUGACAUCAAUGUAGCCUGUCUAUCAACAACCUGUACGUACCUGGAUUGGUGUACAUAAAAUAAUCCAUGGUGUACAUUGCUGUUUUCUUAUAAUAAAAGAAUAUAUAUUGGUAUUGGUUGCCAAGGGAACCCAUAGAAAUGUGGUUUGAAGUCAGAGAGUGAAACGCUGACAGCUAAUAUAUCUGUCUACUCGUACGUAAAUUAAAUCAUUUUUGAAGCUCACCAAAGCACAGAAUUAACCAGGUGUUUGCAGGCAAAACACGUACACAUACAAAAUAAAAAAAAAGUAAUUAUAGGUCUUGCUAAAUGAAGAGCAGAAAUUUGUGGUCCUAUGUCAAAUCAUACCAUGAAGCUUAACCUGCCAUCUACAACAUAUAUGGAUAACAAAAUAUGGAAAAAACACAGCGAGGGAACCGGCUGUUAAUCUAAAUAGAAAUAAAUAAAGAAAGAUAUAGUGUAAUACAGUUUACAAUAUGAACACUGCGCAAUAUGAAAUGCACUCACAGGAUUUUGGACAGAUUCAAGCUUGUAAGGUGCCUCCCCCGAAAAAAUGGGGGGUUUAGGGAAAUCCCCUGGAUACUCUCUCUCCAAUACAGGACUCCGGGUGAAGUUUGAAAAAGCAGCUUUAAUUCAAUAUUAAAAAAUAUAAAGGUAAAAUAAAUAUCUUUAAGCCUGGAGGCUGCUUUUUUUGGAUUGUAUUGUAUCAAAUUGUAUUUUAAUAUUUGUGGUCCCUGAGGAAGUCCCUAUUUUGUUAAAGGGACGAAACGCGUAGGACCUUAUUUAUAUUUAUUUUAUCUUUAUAUUUUUUAAUAUUGAAUUAAAGCUGCUUUUUCAAACUUCACCCGGAGUCCUGUAUUGGAGAGAGAGUAUUCAGGGGAUUUCCCUAAAACCCCCCAUAUUUUCGGGGGAGGCACCUUACAAGCUUGAAUCUGUCCAAAAUCCUGUGAGUGCAUUUCAUAUUGCGCAGUGUUCAUAUUGUAAACUGUAUUACACUAUAUCUUUCUUUAUUUAUUUCUAUUUAGAUUAACAGCCGGUUCCCUCGCUGUGUUUUUUCCAUAUUUUGUUGUCAAGCUGAUCGCUAGCUGGGAGCGAUCAGAGGGAGGCUGUAUUCAUCUACAUUCGAUAAGUAUCUUUGCAUAUAUGCUGUAUGUGUAUAAGGUACAUUAUUGUUGGUUGUUUUGGUUAGUUAUAUAUGGAUAACAGCAAUGUUUUUGAUAGGUAUUUAGAAAAUUUAAAGGAACCCUAUAGGCCAAGGAACACAAAUGUAUUCCUGACCAUGUAGUGUUAAAUCCACUAGGAAGUACCUCUAGUGGCUAUCAGAGUGGUGGCCACUGGAGGUUCCCCUAGGUGUCAAUGUAAACACUGCCUUUUCGUUGCAGGGAUAUGCUUUACUCACGAGAACAAAUACAUUAAGCUGAAGUUGUUCUGGUGACUAUAUUGUCCCUUUAAACUUAAUAUUGUCAAAAUCAUCAGCACAUCUAUAAGUUUAAAAAUAUAUUUACUGGGAGAUUGUGCCUGUCUCCUCCAAGGUUGCAAGUGGAGGUCAUUUUACCCAAAUAUAUGGCUGCACCAUGACAUGAUACAUAGCAUGGAUAGCAAGAAACCAAAGUGUGUGUCCAUUUCAUAGACUAUAUUUCUGUUUUACCUGCAUGCCUUUGCCUCAAAAUGCUAAAAACAUUGUGUCUGUAUAUUUGAUGGCUAGCACAGUGUAUACUUUGAAUCAUAUGUUUAGAUGUGACACGUGUUUCUAAAAUAAGUAAAGGUUCCCUUGAUUCUGGUAACAUUUCUGUCUGGUUUUUGGUAGGAGGAAAAGACACAAUAUCUUUACAUGAUCCAGCACCUCCAAGUCUGCAGCGACCAAAAUCCCCAGUUAUUGCAUUUACUGAAAUACCUUGUCACACACCACUAACAUAUGAAGGUAAGCUAGCGAGACAGAAGCUAGGCAGCCCGUCCUUACUCAAUCUGGAUUUUUUCUUUUACUAAUAAAAAAUUGACAACUUGAGAUCUGAACAGUUGACUUCUGCCAUCUUUAUACAAUUACUAUUUUUUAUUUAUUUCUGAUUGCAUAUACACAAUGGUAGGUCUCCAUUUUAUGUUGUAGAUAAUUGGCUAUAGAUAUGUUUAUCUUUGAAUAGUGUGAGAACUAUACUGUACUUUCUAUACCUUUUUUAUCAUUAAAUUACAAAACUAUUUUUUUUACUUCAGCGUCAGUUUGGCUAGUAGGAUACACCUGUUCUUGCACCAUUCAGAAUGUUUAUACAGAAGGAUCAUUCAACAUUUAUUGAUCUAUGGACAUUCCAGUCAUGUUGACAGAACAGAAGUCAGUUUUUUUCUAUUUUCAUUCCUGGAUAGAUAUUAAGUAGUUAAUUUACUAAACGUCAAAAUCUAGCAAAUUGCCAACCUUUAACAGAGUUGGAUAUUUUUCCCACAUCUGCUAUUUAAUAUGUUUGUUUGUUCAAGAUUUUGCCAUUCAGAUUUUAGGAUGUUCCAAUGUACAGUUAAGUGAAUAACCAAGCCUGUGUCGUGUUGACAUUUUAUAUUUCCUUGGUUGUUGCAUCAUUAAAUCCAGUGCUGCAGUUUUACCUUUAGUCACCUAGAAAAUCCGCUUCCUUCGGAGUAUAACAAAUGGAUAAUGUCUGUCCUGUAUAUCAAACGAUGACUUUCUUGCUCUGUCAUGAUAAAAAUGCUUUCCUUGAGCAUUUAAGAACAGUCCGUCCAUGCCAUGAGAACAAAAUAAGCUGGAUCUGAGAGAUGUGUACCCAGCCUUUAAAAAUGAGUGUGCUUACAUAUAUCGGUUAAUGUGACCUCCAUGAGAACAGAAAUGUCUGUAUUAUUUAAAAACAAGAUCUCGUCAUGAAUAAGAAAAACUGGAGUAAGUGUGUCUUAUAGCUUAAAUCAUAUUUUUUAUUUGUGACAAAACAAGCCAAAGGGCCACCCAACGAUGCAAGCAGGUGUUCUGCUUUCUUUCCUUUGUAGAAACAAAUGUUGCAUAGGAGUUUUGCGUUUGAUGUCUCAAACGAGACAUGCAGCUAUAAUAUAGUGCAGCAUGGUGAGAUUCCUAAUCUGUGUAACAGCAAGCUGCCUGAACAUGAUGGGAGUUACAUAUGUUAACAGCUGCCACCAUCAAUUGUUUCCCUACUCGUUAGACACAUUCAGGGUAGAUUGAGACGCUGUAACCCUCUCUACUAUGCAUUUCGCCUGCCAUAUGCCUAGUGGAAGAGGGGAAGAUUUAAUGAUGACAGCCACAGCGUUUAAUGUACUUAUUAUAAUAUUGUCAUCAAAAUUACUAAAAGCUUUUUCAAAAAUGUAAUUUGAGGGACUCUUUUCCAACCUAGUAUUGGUUAACAAAUAAGAUAAAAAUGACUGUAUUUUAAUGCUGUUUGAAAUACAGAAAUACAUAUUCAUAUUUUAGUUUAGCAUAACUAUAAAAGUUUUUUUUUUUUUCACAAAGAAUGAACUAAUAUUUAUAUUUUCAUAUCUCCAGCUCACAGGCAGCCAAGCCUUGAUUUAUGCUCUACAGCUUUGGAAAUGACUGCUAAGAGUGAAACGAACCAACAGUUAGAAAACUCACAAGAUCCCCUUGGCAAUGCUUAUGAAAACAUGUACCUCCACCCUUUAAUUCCACUUUUUAGUUCAGAGAAAGAACAGCGAGGAAAGCAGAUUGUGGAACUUGCAGAUGAGCUGUCUUCAGUGGAGUUGGAAGAAAGCCUUCUACAAUCUCCUGUUGACAACCAAAUUGUGUCAAUAAGCCAAGAUCCCCUCGCCAGUUUGGUGUCCCCCUUGUCUAGUCCAGGACUUUCUGAUACAACAGCAGAAACCCCGAUCUUGCCAGCAACUGAUAGUUUCUUCCAUGAAAUGCAAAACACAAAUGGGGGACUUUCAGAAAACAGUGAAGGACAAACGAAAAUGGCUGGACUACAUCGGGAGGCUGAAGAACUGGAGAAAGUUGAAGAAAUAAAAGAUGAGAAAACAAAGCAUUGUGAAAUGACUGAAAGGGACUCUCUAGACACAGGAGUUCAUGACGAUGAAAAAUGUUAACAUUUUGAUGAUAACUCAACACAUACAACUGCCAAAGCUCCAUUUUUGUUGUUGAGAUCCGAAGUUGUAGUUUUUUUUGUUUUUUUUUUUGUAAUGAACAUCCGUCAAACAGACAAACUAAAAAAUAUAUGUAAUCCAUGUAAACUAGGUCAUUUCAUUCUUCUGCAUGUUUUAGAUGGUGCAAUAUGAUUUCCUUUUUUAUUUUAUUGUUCUUUUAUGUGUGUUAAAAUUCAUGUAUUACAUAGCUGCAAGAUCAUUUUAAUUUAGGCAAUGUGUAUUGUAUUAAUGUUUGGGGACAUGUUUCAUGGCAGACAGUAAUAAGUACGUAUGAUGGAAUUGUGCAUUUUACAUAUGUCCUGAGUGGGCUAUGAUAAUGUACAUGAAUACAGUGACACCAUUGGAAAAUUCUGUUAUUACUACAAUAUGCAUGAACGUGCAACAUCUAGCAAGAAAUGUAUUUGUUCCAUGGAUUACUGACCAUCUUUAUAACAUAGAAAGUUUUUAUUGAUUUCUUUUCUAGGUUCUGGUUGUGUACAGACACGUUAUCCACUUCUUCCAUGUUUUAUUAUCCAAUACCCAUAGGUGACAUUAUUACAUACACUAUGAAGCAAUCCUUUAAUCAGAGACCCACCCCAUGCAUACUUGAAGCCGACUGUAUGGAGAUUCUAAGUUAUAUUUAUUAUGAUUGAGAAAUAGAAUUUGGCGUUAUUCAUUUAGUUCUCACCUGCAUCAGGUAUUAAUUGUCUCUCCUGAGACGUUUCUGCAGCUUAAACAAAGGACCGAACGCAUUCAUCUUUCCAGCGUAAAUACAGUAACUCACACCAUCUGCCAACCAGUGCAACAUGGCAGGAUGUGUUUGUUGUUCAAUAGGUGAGGUUUCCAGCGUUUGCAUAUUUUCCGCUUGCACAAGGAAUUCUGUGCAUGUCUUUUGUAUGUUUUGACCUACUGUUGUUCAAAGUGCUAUUUCCAAUUAUUUAUCAAGUUGUGAGGUAUUUUUGUUAGUUUUGUUAUAUAGUUUCUCAUGCAGACAGGUUAUAUUGUGUAUAUUCUUUUGUUUAUUUAUGCUGUAUUGUCUCGAAUUACACAUCAAAAACACCAAAGUUUGUACAUGGCAAACAUAGGAUAUAUUUAGUUGCUUUAUCUAAUAAAACCAAUCAGUAAGUCUUACCAUGAUAUUUUUUGAACGUAUACAUUUAGUUUGUAAAUAGACUGUGUAAAUAUUCAGUCAAUGCUUCAUCCAUACUCUGGUUUUUUAUCAAAAUAUGUAACAAU
Messenger RNA from Pelobates cultripes (western spadefoot toad), 18879 nucleotides. The record is from the annotation of a GenBank genome assembly. Lineage: Eukaryota; Metazoa; Chordata; Amphibia; Anura; Pelobatidae.